Molecule: messenger RNA, 3916 nt
Organism: Venturia canescens
Lineage: Eukaryota; Metazoa; Arthropoda; Insecta; Hymenoptera; Ichneumonidae
Gene: Rat1
Product: 5'-3' exoribonuclease 2 Rat1
Exons: 17
Coding region: 168-3098 (976 amino acids)
Biological process (GO): nucleobase-containing compound metabolic process
Cellular component (GO): nucleus
Molecular function (GO): nucleic acid binding; zinc ion binding; 5'-3' RNA exonuclease activity
Source: RefSeq, a predicted model, not a curated record
GGUUCAUUACUCCUUGGCGAGUAAUCGCGUUAUACAAGUAAAUAUUUUCCCGUGUACAAUUUUGUACACGAUACACAGUGUGCUAUUCGGUUUUUUCUUUCAAUAAAUUUUGACGUGCGUGUAUUAAUGCUAAUCCUUCGCUUAACGAAAAAACAUAUUCAAGGAACAUGGGUGUACCAGCUUUCUUUCGGUGGCUUAGCCGAAAAUAUCCUUCGGUUAUCGUCGAAUGCAUCGAACAAAAAAAAACAACAACUGAUGGAGUCCCUGUGCCCAUUAAUUCAGCCGACCCGAAUCCAAACGGAGUAGAAUUUGAUAAUUUGUAUCUCGAUAUGAAUGGCAUAAUACAUCCCUGUACACAUCCAGAGGACAAGCCUGCACCUAAAAAUGAAGACGAAAUGAUGGAAGCUAUAUUCGAAUGUAUCGACAGAUUAUUUUGUAUCGUUAGGCCAAGAAAAUUGCUUUACAUGGCUAUUGAUGGUGUUGCGCCAAGAGCGAAGAUGAAUCAGCAACGUUCUCGUCGAUUCCGUGCAUCGAAAGAGACUAGUGAGAAACUCAGCGAAAUGGAGAGAAUACGGUCAGAAUUAGCUUUGAAAGGAGCAUAUUUACCACCGGAAAAACCAAAGGGUGAACAUUUCGACAGUAAUUGCAUAACUCCGGGCACACCUUUUAUGGCGAGAUUAUCGGCUUGCUUACAUUAUUACAUUCACGAGCGAUUAAACAAUGAUCCUGGCUGGAGAAACAUUAAAGUUAUACUUAGUGAUGCUAACGUGCCUGGAGAAGGAGAGCACAAAAUCAUGGAUUUUAUCCGCAAGCAGCGAGCCCAACCCGAUCACGAUCCAAAUACUCAGCAUGUUCUAUGCGGUGCUGACGCCGAUUUGAUAAUGUUGGGUCUGGCGACUCACGAGCCAAAUUUCACGAUUAUUCGUGAGGAAUUCAAGCCAAACAAGCCACGCCCUUGUGACAUAUGUGGUCAACUAGGUCACGAGAUGAAAGAUUGUACAGGUUCCGAACCGAAUCAGCAGAAGGAAGACGCUGCUUUUGGUUCCGAAUGCCAAUUCAUAUUCGUUCGUUUGAACGUUUUACGUGAAUAUCUCGAGCGGGAAUUACAAAUGCCGAAUUUACCGUUCAAGUACGAUUUCGAGCGUGCCAUCGACGAUUGGGUUUUUAUGUGCUUUUUCGUGGGAAAUGACUUUUUGCCACAUUUACCAUCGCUCGAGAUUCGCGAAGGAGCUAUCGACAGGCUCGUUAAUCUCUAUAAAAAGACUGUUUAUAAAACUGGGGGCUUCUUAACUGACAGUGGUGAUGUUAAUCUUGACAGAGUACAACUCAUACUUUCCGACCUCGGUGACGUUGAAGAUGAAAUCUUCAAGAAACGACAACAGAACGAACUCGCAUUCAAACAACGUGAAAAAAAUAAGAAACGCAGGAUGGAAGCUAUCAGUAAUUACAAACCGAACUGGACACCUGUCGGCCAAUUCGCUCCGACUCCACUUGGCCAAGGUAGCAAACCUGUGCAAAAUGCACGGCAGGAAGCCUACAAAAUGCGAAUGCAGGGAAGGGAUUACAACACGAAUGCAACCGAACAGGCCUUGAAAGGAACAAACGCGAAAACGGCGUUGCAAAGUAUGAUAGAACCGGAAGGUUCCAAGGAGUCUGGUAAAAAACGCAAAGCUCAAGAUGAGGCCGCAGAAGAAGAGGAUGAUCAAGCUCACGAUGAAGUUCGAUUGUGGGAAGAUGGCUUCAAAGAUCGAUACUACGAAUCCAAAUUUGAUGUCGCGCCCGAUAAUUUUGCAUUCCGUAAUAACGUUGCCUUACAGUACGUUCGUGGAUUAUGUUGGGUUUUGCGUUAUUAUUAUCAAGGCUGUGCAUCCUGGAAAUGGUAUUUUCCAUAUCAUUAUGCACCGUUUGCCAGUGAUUUCAUAAACAUCGGUGGUCUCUCUACGGAGUUUGAAAAGAAUACAAAACCAUUCCGUCCGCUGGAACAAUUGAUGGGCGUGUUUCCAGCUGCUAGUAGCAGUCACGUUCCAAAACCCUGGGCGAGCCUGAUGAGUGAUCCGAAAUCACCGAUCAUCGACUUUUAUCCAGAAGACUUCAGGAUUGAUCUAAACGGCAAGAAAUUCGCUUGGCAAGGUGUGGCGCUCCUACCGUUCGUCGAUGAAAAAAGGUUAUUCAAAGCUUUGGAGCCUUAUUACGAGGCCUUGACGGACGCGGAGAAAAAGCGUAACAUACGAGGUGACGAUCGGUUAUACGUUGGCCUCGGGAGCAGUGGUUACAAUUUUCUCAAGGGGCUUUACACGAACAAAAUCGACAUGGAAAUCGAGACCGAAAUAUCGAUCGAUGGAAUGCGAGGCUCUGUUUUGAUUGCCGAGGAUUGUGUGGGCGACGGAGCCACGUUACCUUCUCCAAUCAAAGGAAUACCGGUCCGGUGCAACAAAGUUUAUUGCAUACGAUACCGUGACCCGAAGUACAAUCCAGGCUUCAUAUUCCCUGCGAAACGAUUGAAGGGAGUACGAGAGCCACCGAAAGUUCUCAAGCCUCAGGACUUUGAACAAAUGAAUCGUAACAACGGCAAUCAAUGGAGGCCACAGAUUGGAUUUACACCUUCGAACAAAAUUGCUUCGCUCGGUGAUGCGGGACAUCGCAUGCUCGGGCACCACACUAACACGAACAGAGUUCUGCAGCCUUAUUCCCACGUGCCACCGCCUCAAUCGACAUAUCCGCAUCAAGUUCAGGCUCGGGGUUAUCAGAGUGGCUAUCAAUCCAGUUCUGGUGGGGGUUAUAACUCAAAUUCUGGUGGCAGCGGUGACAGAUACGCUGGAAAUCGUGGCUACCAAAAUUACUCCCAGCCGCAGCAGCAGUCGGGACCGUGGGCCGGUGGUUAUGGCACUCAACCCUCCGGUUAUCAAACCCACAAUCAUCAUCAGAGAUACGGCCAACAAUCUUACGGUCAUCGCAGCGGUCACAAUCCACAACGCGGUCAUCAUCAGCAAAGUCGGACUCAUCCGUAUCAGAAUUCACAGCAUGGAUAUCAGAAUCAGCAGUCGGGUCGUUACGGAGGUGGCGGGAACGGAGGUACCGGAGCAUGGAGAAACCGAUAAUCGCUGCUAUCCAAAAUGUUAUGCUGCUAUUGAAUCGCCUGGAUGAAUGUGGAAGAAAAAACGAAAAGCAGGAACAUCGAUCGUUGCGUUUUUUUUCGUCAAACUGACCGUCAUGAUGCGUCGAUUGGUAAGACGUGUCAAUGGUGCUCAGACAUUCGGGACGUGCAAUGCUGCAACCUACAAAAUAGCUCGGAUACAGAAGAAACGAAAAGGGUCGAAAGAAACAACAGUGUUCGACAGGUUCUCGAGUCAGUGAGAAAUAAUCAUCAAUUUAUCGCAUUUUCGUGGUCGCUGAAUGUCAGCGCAAUUGUACAAUACUCGUCAACUUGUAUAUCUCAUCAACUUUACGACUUGUACAUAUAAAUAUUCAUCGAUAUAUACGAGCGAGCCACGCAAAAGUAUCUGAAGCUAAAUAAUUUCAUUACUUUCUACAUUGCGAUUUGAAUUUGUAUACACAGCCUCGAAUAAUUUGCUGCACAUUCGUCGCUAUAUCACCGUAAAGCAUAAGGAAGAAUGUGAAAUUUUUAAUAUUGCCUAUAUUCUGUAUAAGCACCAACGACUAUAUUCGAUUUAAUUUUCUAAAAAAUUGCGCGUACAUGUUUCGAGUGAAGAAUAAGUGAUUGCAUAAUGAUCAGAAGGGAGAAAAAUUUGUAGAAAUCUUCGCAGCGAUGUUACGCUCUGGUGAUUGUCACUUGUUAAAUCUUGGGGCUGAUCGUUACUCAGCAAAUGAAAAAGAAAAGAAACACGUCGAGUGUCGAUAACGAUGCGACUUUAGAUCUAUUUUUACUCGAUCGAAUAAACACAAUUAUGUUCGUAAA